Merops nubicus (carmine bee-eater) is the source of this 530-nucleotide messenger RNA. Its product is annotated as T-box transcription factor TBX20-like. The transcript is spliced from 3 exons. Gene Ontology annotation, biological process: cell fate specification; vasculogenesis; regulation of transcription by RNA polymerase II. Gene Ontology annotation, molecular function: DNA-binding transcription factor activity, RNA polymerase II-specific; RNA polymerase II cis-regulatory region sequence-specific DNA binding. Gene Ontology annotation, cellular component: nucleus. The annotation marks the transcript as partial. NCBI's taxonomy places the organism in Eukaryota, Metazoa, Chordata, Aves, Coraciiformes, Meropidae. The record is from RefSeq and is a predicted model, not a curated record.
AUGGAGUACACGCCGCCCCCCGCCAAACCUCAGCUCUCCUCCCGGGCCAACGCUUUCUCCAUCGCCGCCCUGAUGUCCAGCGGCAGCUCGAAGGACAAGGAGUCCCCCGAGAGCACCAUCAAGCCCCUGGAGCAAUUCGUUGAGAAAUCCUCUUGCGCCCAGCCUUUGAGUGAUUUAUCCAGCCUGGACCCUCACGGGGAUUUUAGCAGCAGCCCUUCAUCCCUGUGCACCGAGCCCCUCAUCCCCACCACCCCCAUCAUCCCCAGCGAGGAGAUGGCCAAAAUCUCCUGCAGCCUGGAGACCAAAGAGCUCUGGGACAAGUUUCACGAACUGGGUACCGAGAUGAUCAUCACCAAAUCCGGGAGGAGAAUGUUUCCUACGAUCAGAGUUUCCUUCUCGGGGGUGGAUCCUGAAGCCAAAUACAUCGUGUUAAUGGAUAUCGUUCCUGUGGACAAUAAAAGAUAUCGAUAUGCCUACCACAGAUCUUCCUGGUUAGUGGCUGGAAAAGCUGAUCCUCCGCUCCCUGCAAG